GCAACCCAAGUCUCUCUCUCGGAGAGAAAAGAAACUGAACAACGCGACCACCGUCCUGACCAGUGACCAGUGUCUAGUUUUCCCCUCCUCCGCCAUUUCCCGCCGAAACCCCAAUCGCCGCCCAAAUGCGGCCGCCGGCGCCGCACGAGGAGUUCGACGCCGCCGACGGCGAGGCAGACACGCGCGCAGAUGACGUGCGUAAGCUCGCCGAGUUCCUCUGCAGUUUCCAUUCCGGCGACCUCCGCCGCAUCCUCGUCCACCCCGAGUCCACGCUCCACUUCCCCCUCGUCAUCGACUUCGCGGAGCUCCUGGACUUCGACCCGGGCCUGGCCAACGAACUCUACAACAACCCCAAGGGCCUCCUCCCCUACUUCGACAAGGCCGCUCAGCUCGCCCAGGAGAGCGAGGUGUUGUGCAUCCUCCGAAAGGGCGAGGCGCUGGGUAGUCCGGACGAGUCGAGGCCCGCUGCCGUGCAGAAGAAGUUCGUGCACGUGCGCGUCAACGUCUGCGGGUCGCCACUGGAAUUCCCUGAGUCGUCGCCGAGCAUCGGGAAGGUUAGGGUGAAGCAUAGGAGGAUUCUGCUGACUCUGAAGGGGACUGUGAUCAGAUCAGGCGGUGUGAAGAUGAUCGAGGGCGAGCGGAUGUAUCAAUGCAGGAAAUGCAACCACAGGUUCCCCUGCCAUCCCGAGCUAGAGGCUGGGAAUCGUAUAACUCUACCUGCAUCUUGCCCAUCCACGAGUUCAAAAGGUUGUCAAAGUGCUUCUUUCCAAUUGAUGGGAGAUAGCAUAACCUGUCAUGAUUAUCAAGAAAUAAAAAUCCAAGAAAGCGUGCAACUUCUGGAUGUUGGGUCUAUACCCCGUUCCAUGCCUGUGAUUUUGAUGGAUGACCUUGUUGAUCUUGUUAAAGCUGGAGAUGACGUCAUUGUUACGGGUAUAUUAUCUGCAAAGUGGUCCUCUGAUGUUAAGGAUGUGCGUUGCAACCUUGAUCCUAUGUUUAUUGCCAAUUAUGUGAGGAGAACUAAUGAGCUGAAGUCUGGUAUAGACAUCCCUGAGGAAAUUAUCAAGGAUUUUGAGCUUUUCUGGGCAGAAAACAGAGCUACUCCACUAGGAGGAAGAAAUAAAAUCUUGAAAGGCAUUUGUCCUCAGAUUUGUGGGUUAUUCACGGUAAAGCUUGCAGUUGCUCUUACAUUGAUCGGUGGAGUGCAGCAUGUUGAUGCUUCUGGAACAAAGGUUCGUGGUGAACCCCAUAUGCUUCUCGUUGGUGAUCCAGGUACUGGUAAAUCCCAGUUUUUGAAGUUUGCUGCUAAAUUGAGCAAUCGUUCUGUGAUUACAACUGGUCUUGGAAGUACCAGUGCUGGUUUGACUGUGACUGCUGUCAAGGAUGGAGGUGAGUGGAUGCUUGAGGCUGGUGCCCUUGUUCUGGCCGAUGGUGGUUUGUGCUGCAUAGAUGAAUUUGAUAGUAUGCGAGAGCAUGACAGGACAACAAUACAUGAAGCCAUGGAACAACAAACAAUAAGCGUUGCAAAGGCUGGACUGGUGACAACACUCAGUACAAGGACUACCGUCUUUGGUGCCACUAAUCCAAAAGGACAAUAUGAUUCAAAUGAAUCCUUAUCCGUGAAUACAACACUUUCAGGACCACUGUUGAGUAGAUUUGAUAUAGUUCUUGUUCUCUUGGAUAUAAAGGACCCUAAGUUGGAUGGUAUAAUUUCAUCUCAUAUAUUAGCUCAGAGCACUAAAGCAGAGGAAAACAAGACCAAUGACGCUGUCGUAAAAAGCACCCAACCUUUGGGUAUAAAAGAGUGGACACUCCCCUGUUUGAGAAGAUAUAUCCACUAUGUAAAACAGCGGUUUAAUCCGGUGCUGACAAAGGAAGCAGAACGCGUUCUCUCAGGCUAUUAUCAGCUUCAGCGGAGUGAUGGAACACAUAAUGCAGCGAGGACCACUGUGCGUAUGCUCGAGAGUUUGAUAAGGCUGGCACAAGCACACGCAAGACUAAUGUUCAGAAAUGAGGUUACACAGCUUGAUGCUAUUGCUGCCAUAUUAUGCAUCGAGUCCUCCAUGACAAUAUCUGCAAUCAUAGACAGUUCUGGAAACGCUCUAUACUCCAAUUUCCAAGAGAACCCUGAUCAGGAAUGUAUCCUAAAAUAUGAUUUAGAGCCAUAUUUAUUCAUGAUUAUUGAAGAUUUGACCAAUGAAAACUUGAAUGGGCGUUGCUCAGUGUUCUUUCUUUUGUUUUGCUGUUCUGGCCUAUUAUCUUGGGUACGGCCUUUAGGGCAAACUGGGAUAUACUUUUCCAUUAAAUGUUAAUUCGAAGUUAAAGAGUCAAUAUUUUUGUGUUA
Hordeum vulgare subsp. vulgare (domesticated barley) is the source of this 2341-nucleotide messenger RNA. Its product is annotated as probable DNA helicase MCM9. Gene Ontology annotation, molecular function: single-stranded DNA binding; ATP binding; single-stranded DNA helicase activity. The coding region runs from base 126 to 2309 and encodes 727 amino acids. NCBI's taxonomy places the organism in Eukaryota, Viridiplantae, Streptophyta, Magnoliopsida, Poales, Poaceae. The transcript is spliced from 19 exons. The record is from RefSeq and is a predicted model, not a curated record. Gene Ontology annotation, cellular component: nucleus; MCM complex. Gene Ontology annotation, biological process: double-strand break repair via homologous recombination.